GCUCGCGAGAUUUUGCUGGUUCCGCAUUUCGGGUCGGCAAGGUGGGGGUGGCGAGCGCAGCCGCUAGCACCGGUGAGACCCCCCCCCCCCACCGGCUCGGAGCAGCGGCACCCGGUGCUUCCGCUGGCAAAGAGCUGAGGACCGUCCACUUCCUCGUGGUUCCCGCGCGGGCUCCGAAUCCAGACCGCGGCGGGGGCCAGCGGCCCCUCCCCUCCGAGGAUAGAAGAUGAGCUUCCUCUUCAGCAGCCGCUCUUCCAAAACGUUCAAACCAAAGAAGAAUAUCCCUGAGGGCUCUCAUCAGUAUGAACUCUUAAAACAUGCAGAAGCAACUCUAGGAAGUGGGAAUCUGAGACAAGCCGUUAUGUUGCCCGAGGGAGAGGACCUCAAUGAAUGGAUUGCUGUUAACACUGUGGAUUUCUUCAACCAGAUCAACAUGUUAUAUGGAACUAUUACAGAAUUUUGCACUGAAGCAAGCUGUCCAGUCAUGUCUGCAGGUCCAAGAUACGAAUAUCAUUGGGCAGAUGGUACCAAUAUUAAAAAGCCAAUCAAAUGUUCUGCACCAAAAUACAUUGACUAUUUGAUGACUUGGGUUCAGGAUCAGCUUGAUGAUGAAACUCUUUUUCCUUCCAAGAUUGGUGUCCCAUUUCCCAAAAACUUCAUGUCUGUGGCGAAGACCAUUCUAAAGCGCCUGUUCCGGGUUUAUGCCCAUAUUUAUCACCAGCACUUUGAUUCUGUGAUGCAGCUGCAAGAGGAGGCCCACCUCAACACCUCCUUUAAGCACUUUAUCUUCUUUGUUCAGGAGUUUAAUCUGAUUGAUAGGCGUGAGUUGGCACCUCUUCAGGAAUUAAUUGAGAAGCUUGGAUCAAAAGACAGAUAAAUGUUUCUUCUAGAACACAGUUCCCCUCUUGCUCAUCUGCUAGAACUCUGUCAUUGCUAUCUGUUAUAGACUAAUGAUACAGACUUUAAGAGAACAGGAUAAAAAGACACCUGUUGUUUUUAUCUACUGAUAAAAUUGUCCCAAAGGUAGGUUGGCCUAAUCCUUUAGUGAGAAAUUCAAGACAUGACUGAAUCUGAGGCACUGUGUGACCACUCCUGUUAUUGUCAGAGUCAUACUUGGUUGUAAUAUGUGAUGACUAACAUGUAGUCUAUUAGUUUAUUUAUGCUUUUACUGAAGAAAAUGUGCUUCAGGUAACAGCAUAAUGGCUAUUGAGAAUUCCCAGCAAUAAUUUAUUAACAGAUUUCCAGAGCAAAUUACCUAAUGCAAUCAGAUCAGUUUUAUUCUGCUUUUAUUUACAAAUAGAAGAGGUAUUUUUAAGUUUCCUUAAGAUUUAGAACAUUUGUGUGUUACUUUGGAUAUCCUUUUAGUUUGAAGUUUGUAUGCUAGUGUUUUUAUAGGUAAGAAUAUAUAUGUGUGUUUAUUUUUUCAAAAUCCGUGAUUGCAUUUUGAAUCCUCAUAUGACCUGUGUGGUUGGUAUGGGAGUAACCAGAGUUAUGUCUAAAAUGACUUUAUUUUUUAAUCUUUAUUUGGGAUUUUAUUUACAUAAACCUAUCUAAAUUUUUAGGAGUGUGUAUAUCAUAAAUAAUUUUCUUAAGGCAUAUAAGGAUAGUCUUUUGAAUUUUUAUUUUGAAAUGCUUCAUUCAGAUUCAUUCAAAUAGGUAGCUUUUCGCUUAGAAAAAGACUGCAAAAAAUUAUAACAAAUUUAGGUCUCAGAACCACUAUUUUCAUUCAUGCUGUUUUUCAGAGGCCUUGACAUUCUGGAUAGGAGAAUGGAAGAAAGUACUCAGAGUACUUGAUGAUUUUCUUUUGAGUGUCCUUUAAAAAAAAACAAAAAAGAAUUACUUCUACAUGUUUUUAUUGUGACUUGAGACUUAGUUAGGAGUAGUGUAGAAAUACCUAAACUUUAUCCCAAUAAGGAUAAAACUUAAGGAAGACCAUAAUAAAAAACCUUGAAGGUGUACACAUUUUAUAACUCAGCUUAAAGUUUGGUGUGCUACCGUGUGUGUGUGUGUGUGUGUGUGUGUGUGUGUGUGUGUUGAAAGGAAACAAAAUGGGAGGAAUGAGUAAAAAACAUCUUCCUUCAAGUAGUCCAAGGAUGGAUGGAAUCCCCAUAAGGGGUUUAAUCCUGUUUUGAUUGUUUUUGUAUCGAAACUUGAAAUUCUUCUAUUGGGAUAAAAAGAAUCUUCCCCUUUAGUGAAAUAAAGGCCGUCAGGUUUCUAGGAUGCAGUGAACUCCAGCUACCUGUCGAGAAUGUUCCGGGCAUGGGUAUACUGAAGGCUUGCCAGACCGGUGCUGCUCUGCGUUCGUCUGCAUUCUGGGUUUCAGAGCCGUGACUUUUGCGAGUACUAACCAACUCCCUCGAUGGUUUUGAUAAAAGAUUAGAUUUGUUAAGUUUUUUUGUUGUUAUUUAUUUUUAGUGUCCUACAAAAGUAUGAAGAAUUGCUUCGGAACUCCCAUUUUUGUAAUAAUUCAGUUUCAUACCCAGAUACCCAGAAUUUUAAAGGAAACAAAGCAUUUCAUCUAUUUUAGGCUAAAACCAUCCAUCAUUUCAGGAAUUAAAAAGUGGGGUAAUGAAUCCCUCAUGAAAAAGAGAGAAAAGCCAUCUGAAACAUUCCACAAUCCAUGAUUUAAGCUUAUCCAAGGGUCCCUGUCAGGUGUCCUGUGUGUUCAUGUUGAUCAUUAACAAGAAAGCAGGUUUCUAGAUGCCUCCUAGAACAUUACUGCCUCUCAACUUUGGCUUUAAUUAAGUCUUCAAGGAAUGAAAUUAUAUUUCUCAACUAGGGUUGUACUUUUCAUCAUUUCUGAUAUUUUGUAAUUCUUAAA
This is a messenger RNA of Suricata suricatta (meerkat), 2821 nucleotides long. RefSeq names its product MOB kinase activator 1A (gene MOB1A). Gene Ontology annotation, molecular function: protein kinase activator activity. The coding region runs from base 227 to 877 and encodes 216 amino acids. The transcript has 6 exons. Gene Ontology annotation, cellular component: cytoplasm; nucleus. NCBI's taxonomy places the organism in Eukaryota, Metazoa, Chordata, Mammalia, Carnivora, Herpestidae. Gene Ontology annotation, biological process: hippo signaling; positive regulation of protein phosphorylation. The record is from RefSeq and is a predicted model, not a curated record.